AUGAUGUCUUCGCAAAUCCCCCGUCCCACUUCCACCACCACGAACUCGUCAACCUCGACUACUUCGACAUCGACCACUUCCACGUCGACCCCGCAGUUCUCGGGUAGCAUGGACGCUUACACCCUCUUCAUGUACGAGCACACCCAGCGCCUGAUGGCCGCGGCGCAGAUACCGUACACCACCCCCCUCAACAUCACGUCCCCUGGCGAGCGGACGUCCUCCGGAACCGGCUCCGUGGUGGUGAGGAAUGGUGUCCCGCAGCUCCAGUCCGGCAGCCUUCCCUCCUUUAGCUCGAGCUGA
Messenger RNA from Colletotrichum orchidophilum, 300 nucleotides. RefSeq lists its product as uncharacterized. The transcript has a single exon. The record is from RefSeq and is a predicted model, not a curated record. Bases 1 to 300 code for a protein of 99 amino acids. Lineage: Eukaryota; Fungi; Ascomycota; Sordariomycetes; Glomerellales; Glomerellaceae.